CUGCCUUGGAUACUAACAAACAAAAUGGCGGCGAAACGACAACCAGUUGCGAAAGGAGGUAUUUGGAGCACUCAACCGGCGCCAAUGAGCAAGGAAACCCAGCAGUUACUAAAAGUUAUGAUGGAGGAAUCAAAGUUGACAAAUUUCCAAAGGCGACAAUUGAGUGACAAAAUGACAAAGGGUCAGUCUUUACCGGUCUCAGUAAAUCCUACAACAAGCCAACAAGGACAGAGACCACGACAGACCUCAGCAGCCAAGAAGCCUCUCCCUAAAGUCAUGAAUGCUCGACAUCUAUCAGGGGGAAAGAGAAGCAAAGAAGUGAUUGAAGUGUUGCAUGAUACAGGGGAGGAGCCUUAUAGACCGGCACCAACAAAAUAUAUUUCUACUGAGGAAAAGAGAAAACUCCAAAAUGUGAUGGCAUAUGGUGAACAUGGAAAAGAGAUUGGCAUGAAGAAACCAGCAAAACCUGCAUCUAAAUCGAUGGAGGAAGUUGAAGUCGAUAGAUUUGAUGAAGUGCUCCAAGAGAUUGAGGAAAGAAAACAGUUCUUGGAAGAAAUGGAAUCAUUAGGUCAAGGCAAGAAAUACAGGACAGUCAUCAAUACAGAAAUCUCUCAGAAAAUCAGAGAACUUGAAUUGAUUGACAAGAAAAGGAGCCAAGAGCUGGAUGUAGCUAUCAAAGAGCAAAAUGAGUCACCCGGCCCUGAAUCAUAGCCCGGCUUGACACAACACACAAAGCAUAUGUACAUGAAUGACAAAAUGACUUAUAUAACUAUCAGUGGACACUUUUGCAAAAUAUAUAUAUAUAUAUAUUUGGAUGGGUGUACUAUUUAAGCUGCUUGUAUUAGUAAAUUGUCAUAAGCAAACUUUUAUAAACCUAACGUUCCCUUGUUCUCCUUUACCUCCUAAUUCCACUGUCUAUGGACAGGAGAGGAGAGAGGGCAGGUCCCCCUAGUUGUACCAUACGUCAUCUUCACAGAGACACAGCCCACAUAGUCCAUUUUUUACUUUUUAUCACGAGUUUCCAAUGAAAAGAAUCUUGUAUACUGUAAAAUACUGUGGAAUUAUUCCCCAUUUUGUUUUCCCAAAUUUUACUAAGCACAAAACGUCAUAAAAGCUGUAUUAUUAUGGCCUAUACAACUGUAAAAACUUAAUGUGCGCAAAGUAAAAGUGCAUGAGAAGUCUAAUCUGACUGUGGGAAAUGAGUUGCGCGCAAAAAUACUCAUGCUCAACUGUUUUAGUUACUUAUGAUCUCAAGCGACAUUUGAAGUAUUACCGAAGAGAACAGUAUUGCAGAGAAUAGUAUUAGAUAGCAUUUGUACCUGUAGGAAGAACUGUAUAGUGUGGAAACACCUUUUUUGAGUAUUUACUAGUAUAAAAAGUGAAUUAAACAAUGAUUAUACUUGGUAAA
Molecule: messenger RNA, 1408 nt
Organism: Nematostella vectensis (starlet sea anemone)
Lineage: Eukaryota; Metazoa; Cnidaria; Anthozoa; Actiniaria; Edwardsiidae
Product: UPF0193 protein EVG1
Exons: 6
Coding region: 25-711 (228 amino acids)
Source: RefSeq, a predicted model, not a curated record